GAGUCUGAUCUGAACCAUCCAAGGAAAGCCCAAGGAGAAGCAGUUGACUAACUCCUCCGAUGGGACCCACCCACCCAUCUCAUGCUCAGCUCAGCUCAGCUCAGCUCAGCUCGAGCUCAAGAAGCCACUCCACCGGCACUGGCAGGGCAGAUUGGGGGAGCGGUUGCAUUGCACACCGAAAGAAAGACGCAGAAGAAGAAGAAGAAGAAGAAGAAGAAGAAGAAGAAAAAGCAGGAGGAGAAGAUCCAACUGAUCCGCUUCUUCUUCAACUAAUAAAAACUCUUUCCUUCCUCCCUCCUUCCCCCGCCAUCAUCAUCAUUAUCAUCCCUUACUAUGGCCCUAUUGAGAGACUGACUGGUCAGAUCACAAUCACACACGCUCACCAUCACAAACAGAGCAGAGCAGAGCUGAGCUGAGAGAGAGAGAGAGAGAUUAAUUUGGAAAGGAAAGGAGUUCCAUCCAUCCAUCCAUCCAUCCAUCCAUCCAUCUUUAUAGUUUAUAUGGAUUUGAGACAGAUUUAAUCGAUCCAUCGAUAUCGAUAAUCCCCCAGUCUUCGUCUCCUGUCCUGCUGCCUCCACCGUUUUCCUGUGAUUUGUUUAUGGGUGUGCUUCUUUCUGCUGCUUUGUUGCUGCUCUCUGUCUCAGUCUCAGCCUCAGCCUCAUUCUCAGCCUCAGCCUCAGCCUCAGUCUCGUUCUCAGGUAACAAACAAUUCUUCUUCCAACUUGUAUUUGUCUGCUUCAAUGCAAUUUUAAUUUGAGGCUCUACCUUGCACCCGAUUGUUUUUAGCAAACCAAAAAAAAAAAAAACCUAAGAAAGGAAAGGUUGAACCUUUGCCCUCUCCUCUUUCAAGUUCUCAACCUCAUUACAAUAGAAUACCCACAACACCCACACCCAUUCAAAUGCAAAUGCGUUUUCUUAAGCUCAUAGAUCGAUUCAAGAGCGCCCAAGUUCACGCCCUCAACCCACCCCUACCUGAAGAAACCUCUUCUUCCUCCUCCUCCUCCUCCUCCUCCGUUGAUGCUUCUUCCGCCACCGCCGCAGCAGCUGGCGACAACAAGCUCAACCCUCCCUUGCUCAAGCUCAUCCGGUCGAGGCCCAAGCCCCACAACUCCCUCUCUCUUGCCGAUUCUCUUCUCCUUGCUUAUGGUCUCCCUAAUGCCCAACUCAUUGAACCCCCCAUUGAGCCCCACCUUCGACCCCUCAAUUUCGUCCAUGCUCUCGCCGAUAUCUACCGCCGCCUCCAGGCUUCCUCGCUUCAUGACAAGGCACUUAUCUGCAUCGAGCAGUACUCGGUUCUCCGUUCCCUCGGCGACCCCAAGCUUCUCAGGCGAUGUUUAAGCAACGCUCGUCUUUUCGCUUCCGAUGUUCACUCCAAAGUUGUUCUCUCUGCGUGGUUGCGGUUUGAGAGGGGAAUGGAUGAGCUUCCUGGUUUCUCCACAGUCGAGUCCCCCGGUGAUGAUCUAAUUUGUCGGUGCGUGUCCAAUUCAGUCUGUGGUUAUUGCCAAUCCUGUCGAGAGGGACCGAGUGCCCUGGUUCUCGACGAGAUUGAGGACUCGAAUUCGGAGGAGGAGAGUGGCGUUCUGUUCUGUGUAGGCAAUGAGGAGGUCCGCUGUCUUCGGAGUAAAAUCGCAGCUCUAUCCCUUCCAUUUAGGACAAUGCUGUAUGGUAGUUUUGUUGAGUCAAAGAGGGAAAUUAUCGAAUUUUCUCAUAAUGGGAUAUCCUUGAAGGGAAUGCAAGCAGUUGAAAUCUACAGCAGGACGAAAAGACUGGACCCGUUUGGUCCUGAGAUUGUGAUGGAGAUGCUCACUUUUGCUAACAGAUUCUGCUGUGAGGAGAUGAAAUCUGCGUGCGAUGCCUAUUUAGCUUCACAGGUUGGUAAUCUCGAGGAUGUAACAGCUCUUAUGGACUAUGGAUUGGAGGAGACGGCACAUCUUCUCGUAGCUUCAUGCCUGCAGGUUCUAUUGAGGAAGCUCCCGCGUUCAUUGUAUAUUCCAAAGGUGAUGAAGCUCUUAUGUAGCUCAGAGGCAAGGGAGAGGUUAGCAAUGGUGGGGCAUGCUUCUUUCAUGCUUUAUUAUUUCCUAACACAAGUCGCGUUGAAGGAGAGUAUGGUAGCUGACACAACACUCGUGUUGCUGGAGAGGUUAAAAGAGUGUGCCACAGAGAAGUGGCAGCAGGCCCUUGCUUUGCACCAAUUGGGCUGUGCCAGGCUUGAAAGGAAGGAAUUCAAGGAAGCUCAGAGCUGCUUUGAGGAGGCAGCUGAAUUGGGUCAUGCCUAUUCCAUAGCAGGCAUUGCAAGAGCUAGGUAUAAGCAGGGGCAGCAGUAUCUAGCCUAUAAGUUGAUAAACUCUGUCAUCUCUGAGAACAACAAACCCUCGGGAUGGAUGUUUCAGGAACGAUCUUUAUAUGGGAUCGAGGGGGACAAGAUUUCUGAUGCAAAUGCCGCGACUAAAUUGGACCCCACUCUCUUGUUCCCUUACAAGUUGAGGGCUGUUGUGAAAGCAGAGGAGCAGCAGAUCAGGGCAGCUAUAUCAGAGAUUGACAGAAUUAUCGGGUUUAAGCUUGCAACCGACUGCCUCGAAUUGCGGGCUUGGUUUUCAAUUGCAGCCGAAGAUUACGCAAGUGCCAUCAGAGAUAUUAGGGCUCUUUUAACUUUGGAACCCAAUUACAUGGCGUUCAAUGGGAACAUUAGUGCAAACCGAUUGCUCGAGCUGCUGAGUCAUCAGAUUGAGCAAUGCAGUCAGGCUGAUUGUUGGAUGCAACUCUAUGAGCGGUGGUCUUCUGUUGAUGACAUUGGGUCUCUUGCAGUCAUCCAUCACAUGCUUGCAAAUGACCCUAAGAAGAGCCUUUUAUGGUUUCGGCAGUCUCUGCUUCUCCUGCGGUUGAAUAGUCAAAAGGCUGCUAUGAGGAGCUUGCGUUUGGCUCGAAAUUUCUCAACAACUGAACAAGAGAGGCUGGUAUACGAAGGGUGGAUUUUGUACGACACUGGGAACCGUCAAGAAGCUAUCUCUAGGGCCGAGAAAUCUAUUUCGAUCCAAAGGUCUUUUGAGGCUUUCUUCCUUAAAGCAUACGCAUUAGCAGACACAAUUUUGGAUCCUGAAUCUUCCUCAUACGUCAUUCAACUUCUAGAGGAAGCUCUUAAAUGCCCUUCAGAUGGUUUAAGGAAAGGGCAGGCUCUGAAUAAUUUAGCCAGUAUUUAUGUGGACUGCGGCAAAUUGGAACCUGCCGAAACUUGCUAUAAGAAUGCACUCGAUAUUAAGCACACAAGAGCUCAUCAAGGUUUGGCUCGUGUUUAUCAUAUGAAGAAUCAAAGGCAAGCAGCAUAUGAUGAAAUGUCCCAGCUUAUAGAGAAAGCACAAUAUAAGGCAUCGGCAUAUGAGAAAAGGUCAGAAUACAGCGACCGUGAGAUGGCACAAAGUGAUCUUAAUAUGGCAACGCAGCUGGAUCCGCUGAGGACAUAUCCUUACAGAUAUAGGGCCGCAGUUCUAAUGGACGACCAGAAGGAGGCCGAAGCUGUGGAAGAGCUUACGAGGGCCAUAGCAUUCAAACCCGACUUGCAAAUGCUUCACCUUAGAGCGGCUUUCUACGAGUCGAUAGGAGACCUCUCAUCUGCUCUUCAGGAUUGUGAGGCGGCUCUGUGUUUGGAUCCAACCCAUAUGGACACGCUCGAUCUGUAUCAACGUGCCCAUGGCAGAGCUGCUGAACAAGUUAAAGUGAGCAUCUCUGGCAGCUAAAUCCGAGAUGAUCUUUUUGAGGCACAGGGAAAGGAUGGAUGGAAUAUAGUCUCGUUCUAAUGAAGAACAACGAAGGCAUUUUCAUGAUAUCAUUCCUUCCCCUGAGGCUUGAGUUCGGACCGGAAGAAACUUGUACAGAGGGGAAUGAAUUGGCAGGGGAAAGAAUUAUUCGGGUGACAGAAGGGAAGAGGAAACAAUAGAAAGGGACCGACUUUGAUUUCAAGAGGUUGGGAAACUAGAACGAGAUUACUUAGUGUUUUGGGGUUGGAGGAGAUUGUUUCUCUGUAAUUUCUUUGUAUAUAAACAGAUUCAAGUGAACAGAAGCAAAAUAUUAUUAAUAGAGGAAGAGAUGGGUCAAUGGGAGGAGGAUGGAUGGAUGGAUGGAUCUAUGGUGAUUUGCUGCAAUAAUAGAAACAUUUGCUUUUAAAUCCGA
This is a messenger RNA of Punica granatum (pomegranate), 4164 nucleotides long. Lineage: Eukaryota; Viridiplantae; Streptophyta; Magnoliopsida; Myrtales; Lythraceae. The record is from RefSeq and is a predicted model, not a curated record.